This is a messenger RNA of Lotus japonicus, 1287 nucleotides long. RefSeq lists its product as uncharacterized. The record is from RefSeq and is a predicted model, not a curated record. Bases 1 to 1287 code for a protein of 428 amino acids. Lineage: Eukaryota; Viridiplantae; Streptophyta; Magnoliopsida; Fabales; Fabaceae. The transcript has 2 exons.
AUGCAGGAAGAAUUGGCUCAGUUUAAAAGAAAUGAUGUGUGGAAUUUAGUGCCUAGACCAGAUGGUGUAAACGUUAUAGGUACCAAAUGGAUUUUUAGGAACAAGUCAGAUGAAAGUGGCAACGUCACAAAAAACAAGCCAAAAGGGUUCACUGACUCAACUUAUCCAGAACAUGUUUACAAGUUGAGAAAGGCACUGUAUGGAUUAAAACAGGCACCAAGAGCUUGGUAUGAAAGGCUUACUGAAUUCCUAACUAGCAAUGGUUACAACAAAGGUGGAAUUGAUAAGACCUUAUUUGUAAAGAGUGUCAAAGGAAAGUUGAUGAUUGCGCAGAUAUAUGUUGAUGACAUUGUCUUUGGCGGAAUGUCAGACCAGAUGGUAGAACAUUUUGUCAAACAAAUGAAAUUUGAGUUUGAGAUGAGCAUGGUAGGUGAACUAAACUAUUUUCUGGGCUUGCAAGUAAAACAGAUGGAUGACUCUAUGUUCAUUUCUCAGAGUAAGUAUGCUAAGGAAUUAGUUAAAAAAAUUGGUCUGGAAAAUUCAACACACAAGAGAACUCCUGCAGCAACUCAUGUCAAAUUGACUAAGGAUGAGAAUGGAGUAGAUGUUGAUCAAAGCUUAUACAGAAGCAUGAUUGGAAGUUUGCUAUAUCUCAUUGCUAGCAGACCUGAUAUUGCCUUCUCAGUUGGGGUUUGUGCUAGGUAUCAAGCUGCACCUAAGGAAAGUCAUCUUCUACAAGUCAAGAGGAUCAUUAAGUACAUCAGUGGAACUAUUGACUAUGGUAUUUUUUAUGCUCACAACACUGAUCCUAAGUUGAUAGGUUAUUGUGAUGCAGAUUGGGCAGGAAAUGCAGAUGAUAGAAAAAGCACCUCAGGGGGGUGUUUCUUCUUGGGAAAUAAUCUCAUUUCUUGGUUCAGCAAAAAGCAAAACUGUGUUUCCUUGUCUACAGCUGAGGCAGAGUACAUUGCCGCUGGAAGUGGUUGCACCCAAUUAAUGUGGAUGAAACAAAUGUUGAAGGAAUAUGAUGUCAAACAAGAUGUCAUGACAUCGUUCUGUGACAACCUGAGUGCUAUCAACAUUUCCAAAAAUCCAAUCCAGCAUAGUAGAACAAAACACAUUGAUAUUCGUCAUCAUUUCAUUAGAGAAUUGGUGGAAGAAAAGAUUAUCACUCUUGAACAUGUGGAAACUGAGUUGCAGUUAGCUGACAUUUUUACAAAAGCAUUGGAUGCAGCAAAAUUUGAGAAAUUAAGAGGAAAGUUAGGGAUUUGUGUCCUAACUGACUUGUAG